AUGGUAAGGCUCUUGUCGAUGUUCAUCACGGUCACGAACGUUAUCGUGGCGCUGUUCGUGGGCCGGGUGCUGCUCGUGGUCCUCGUCACGAUGGGUAUGGCCCUGACAGGCGGCGUGGCGAACCUGUUGUUUGCGCUGAUCAACCCCGUGGCGACGUACUGGGCGUUCGGCGCGGACUUUGUGUUUGCAGCGGGCACGCUCUUCGUUGCGAAAGUGUGUCUUCCGUACGACCAGAGCGUCGGCGGCCCGCUCGGUGUGUCGUUCGGUUUGGCGAUUACAAGGAUCGUGUACGACUCGGAGCUCAAGAAGAUGUCUGCGAAGGACGGCUUCGACGUCGACGGGACUGCCCACUCUCACCUGCUCGCCCGUUUCUACCUGCCAGGCAGCCCUCGCCCUCAUGAUUGCUCUCGUCGCCCGUCUCACACGCUUGCCCGCCCACUACCCACCCGCUUGCCCGCUCUCGUCCGCCCGCCUCCGUCUUCUUGA
This is a messenger RNA of Fomitopsis serialis, 486 nucleotides long. RefSeq lists its product as uncharacterized. Bases 1 to 486 code for a protein of 161 amino acids. The transcript is spliced from 3 exons. NCBI's taxonomy places the organism in Eukaryota, Fungi, Basidiomycota, Agaricomycetes, Polyporales, Fomitopsidaceae. The record is from RefSeq and is a predicted model, not a curated record.